UCAUUUCGCGGAAGUCCCCCGUCCAUUGCGUCACACGAAAUGUGAAAACAAAAUAAUUAUUCAAAUAGUUAAGCGUGUAAAUUCAGUGACACGACGCAUUAGUUCUCCAAAUACUAAAUAUGUCUUCGUAUGUGACUCACAGAAAUGAGGCGUCGGUGAGCGUUGACCAGACAAGCUCGAGAGAAACUAUAACUUACUACAGAAUAACAGUUAAAGUUGGCACUGUGCACUGGAACGUGUUGCAUCGCUACAAUGACUUUGUAGAACUCCAUGACAAGCUCGUCUCAAACCAUGGAGUGGCCAAGGAGUUAUUGCCCCCAAAAAAAGUAAUACGGAAUAAAACACCAAAGUUUGUGGAACAAAGAAGGGAGGCGUUGGACGUGUACUUGAAGAAUGUUUUCAACUAUUUGAAGUUGUCCAUGCCGUACGAAUUCGCCCACUUCCUAGACAUGCAUUUGUAUGAUAUAUUUUUCCUGCUGCAGGAUUUGGCGAAGACUUUGUUUUUAGAAGGAGACAAGUUGUUAGAGAAUGAGAAGUCUCAUAAAUUCACUCCAAUGGAGUUACAUGCAAUAAGUGAACGUUUAAAAAUGGCCUGCCCACCAACCGAGAAACAGGACCAAAUGUAUGACUUCAGCCACAUCCUGGACUACUGCUCGCAGCUCCGGGCCCUGAACAUCGAAGGCAGCUACGAGAAGCUUGGCACCAGCACCAUAGUCCCUAAUGAGCUGCAGUUUGACCUGAUACCGUUCAAGUCUCUGCAGGAAUUAACAAUACUUGGAGUUCCUAUGGGAUGUAUUCAGAGUGUUGGUUCCCUCCGAGACACUCUAGUCAGCCUGUCAGUGCUAGUAGCUAGUGUGGUGUCCAUGAAUGAGUUCCUGCUAGUGGACAUACUACAUAAAGACCCCUCCAGCAUAGCUGAUACUGUGAAAUGGAAGAAGCUGUCAAUAGUGAGCUUCGCAAGCAACAACAUAAAGGACAUGGACUGGGCGAUCAAACUCGUUCCAAAACUGCAGCACCUCAGUUUAUCCUCGAACAAGCUCUCCGACUUGUGCGAUGUGUCCUGCCUUCACGAACUCAGGGUCCUCAACCUAUCCAUGAACAACUUCCAACUCUGUGAGAGCUGGCACUCCAAAAUAGGUAACGUAGUCAAAUUAGAUCUCUCACAAAACAAAGUGGAAUCUCUUCAAGGAUUCUCGAGACUAUACUCCUUGGAAAGCUUGGACUUAAGCUGUAACUGCGUUACUGAUGUCGAAGAGGUUCAGCAUAUCUGUAAGCUCCCGGUUUUGGAAUAUCUAUGGCUUACCGCAAACCCUGUAGCUUCUACAGUAGAUUAUAGAGUUAAAGUUUUGGAGCAGUUUAAUGCGAGGAUGGAGGAGAUUUGUUUGGACAAUGAAAGGGCGUCGGGAAAAGAGCUGGAUACAGCCAGGGUGCUGCAGGCCUUAAGGGUAGUGAAAGAGGGGAAGACUCCGAGCUUUCUGCAGAAUAAUAACACUACCCAUUGCUUUAAUAGAAGUUGACAGUUAGGUUUGUAAAUAGAACAAUUUGAUGUGUAAAUUGGAAUUAUUUUUGAUAGAUAAGAGGUAGUUACUAACUUAGCUGGUAAGUAAUUAUUUGGACAUUUAUUUUAUUAAUAUUAUUCAUUGUCUUUUGAAUUGUGAAGUCUAGAAAAGCCUGACAAAAAUGUUGUAUAAAUAUAAUUUGAUAAACUUAUAAUGGACUAUUAUAAUUUUAAAGGCGUGUUUUUGUAACUGGAACGUGUUAUUUCUGUUUUAUUUUUUACUUAUCUAAUAGUAUAGAAUUACGUCACUUUUACCCUGACGCUAAAUCGGUGUAAUUUUAUAAUAUCGUUAAUAUGCGUGAUAAUAAAUAAUUAAUCAUAACAUAAUAUUAAUGUGAACAGUGAGCACUAAUGUAAUUAAUGAUAUAUCUAGUUUAAAAGCGAGUAUGUUAGAUCAAUACAAUAAUAUUAUCGUGACCUUGUGAAAGAUAGUUUUACAACUCUAUACGCACACCGGAGCGAAUCCGCAUCCAUCUUACAGACCGCCGUAGGGUAUUCCAACUGUCCAAUUUAUUUGUCCAAUGUGCCUUGCGUCUCACUCUCUUAUUAAGCAAAAUAUGAGACGCAAAUACACAUUGGGCCAAGAUAUUGUACAAAUGGAAUUUAGACACGCAUCUAAGACAAUCAAUGAAAAUUUGGCCACAUGUAAAUGCAACUAAUGCGAUACGAGGGUAACUUUUUGACACUUUAAUUAUAGGCUUAGGUAUAUAAGGAUAUAAUUAUAAUCAUUUUAUAUGUGAAAAAUGUACAUCAGUAUAAGUGAUACUAUGUAAUAUAAAGACAAGGGUCAAAUGUUGCCUUAUUAUUAGGACGAAGUGGUCCAUUGUAUUCUGUAAACCUGUCUGAAAAUAAUGUAAGUAACUAAUAGACCCCAUGGACUGUCAUUUUGUAUGGGCUACCAUGGCAAUACAACUUUAAUAUUAUACUUGCCGCAGCACCAAGUCGCUGCCCAAAUAUUACAGGGUUCUAUGUUACAUUUUCAAUGUAGUUGAAAUUCGACUUAAUGUCACUAUGAUAAAGUUUAAAUUUCAGUUCGAUAAAAGUCAAACAUAGAACCCUGUAAUAUUGGGGCAGCGAAGUGGCGAGUCGGGCAAUAAAAGUCAGGCACCGUAAUACUACUUGCGCUACUGAGCUAUUACCGCGAAAAUCGAAGUAAUCUUCAUAAUUUCAUAGAAGUUUGACGUUUAAAAUAACACAGUGCACUGUGUGUGCUGUCAAAAUCUCUGCAGACUUUUUUUGGUCUAACUACUACAGUUUGUGCUUUUGGAACUAGAGAUUUUUUACAUGGCAAUAAUUUUGCCUCCCAACGAAGCUGUCAUUUAGUUUUUUUUUUGUUUUUUUUUUUGUUUUCUUUAUUUAACUAUGUUGGGAACCGAUUGCUAGGAUUUAGAUACUCGUAUUAAAAUAAAUAAGUGUUCGAUAAAUCAAUUUUUGUACGUGAUACUAAAAAGUAGAUAUGGUAAUUACCAAUAAUACAAGGAAAAGUUUGUACAAGUUUUGGCUUAGGUACUCAUAACAAGAAACUUGCAUCAAGGUAAAAACAGUUGCUGUUACAUGUGGGAAUAAAGUUUCUUUUUACGCGCACGAACUUGAAGGAAUUACCAUUCUAGUUAUUAAUAAGCAAAUACGUAUUCAUUUAUAAGUAUUAUACUUGUGAUUAAACCGUGCAUUGUAUUGUAUAUAAAGGAUUGAUAUAUUUUAUUAAGAAUUGAUUGAUUUAUUAUUAAAGUUAUUUUAAUGUU
Molecule: messenger RNA, 3300 nt
Organism: Cydia strobilella
Lineage: Eukaryota; Metazoa; Arthropoda; Insecta; Lepidoptera; Tortricidae
Product: nischarin
Exons: 4
Coding region: 120-1517 (465 amino acids)
Cellular component (GO): cytoplasm
Molecular function (GO): phosphatidylinositol binding; protein binding
Source: RefSeq, a predicted model, not a curated record